CAGUCCUACCUGAGCGAGCGUUUUCCUCAGAGGAGAAAGACAGGAAGAGGAAAGGGAGGAGCCUAGGCCGGAGGCGGAAGCGGCGUCAGUCUGCCGGCGUCAGUUUGCAGGCGUUGCUCGGGCGGAGCGGAGCCGCCUCUCGCCUCGCUCUCUCCCCGCCUUCCGUGAGGCGAUGCCUGGGCGGCGGAGAGGCCUUUCCCCGCUCGCCUUCCUCCCCGCGGCGCCUUCUCUCCGGAGGCGAUGCCUGUGAGCCCGGGCCUGCCCUCGGCCCGCCUUUGGCCAUGAGGCUCCGCAUCUACAAGCGCAAGGUGCUGGCCCUGCUGCUCGGCCUGGGCGCCGCCGCCGCCUGUGCCUUGACGCUGUGGAGGAGGCCCGAGGAGGAGGGCAAGGCCUCUCCCUUCACGCCCCACUCGCCCGCCUUCCCAGCGACCAGAGGCCUGCCUUUUCGUCUCCCUCAAAACGCCUCUGUCUUCCCGCCUUCGAGUCUCCCCGAAGAGCAAGGCCUCUCUGGGCCCAACGCCACUCUCCGCUUGCGCUCUUUAAUCUACCGCCUCAACUUCGACCAGCCGCUGCGCAAUGCUGACAAAUGGAGACCGCGUGAGGAACACGACGCGGAUAACGAGGCACCGUGGUUGGUGCUGGUGGUGCAAGUCCAUUCCCGCCCGGAGCACUUGUCUCUAUUGCUCGACUCGCUCCGUAAAGCAAAAGGCAUCGAAAACGUGUUGUUGGUGCUCAGCCACGAUGUUUGGAGCCCGGAGUUGAACGCGCUGGCCAACGCCGUGGACUUCUGUGCCGUCCUGCAGAUCUUCUUCCCCUUCAGUUUGCAGCUCUACCCGGACGAGUUCCCGGGACCGGACCCCCGCGACUGUCCCCGCGAUUUGGGGCGGGCGGCUGCUUUGCAACGCGGCUGCCUCAACGCCCGCUUCCCGGACGCCUUCGGGCACUACCGCGAGGCCGCCUUCGCCCAGGCCAAGCACCACUGGUGGUGGAAGCUGCACUUCGCCUGGGAGCGGCUGCGCGCCUUGCGGGACCUGCCCGGGCCCGGCCUGCUGCUCUUCCUCGAAGAGGACCACUUUCUGGCCCCCGACGCGCUGCACGUCCUGCGCCGGCUCUGGGACCUGCGCCAGCGCGAGUGCCCCGAGUGCCAGGUCCUCUCCUUGGGAUCCUACGCCACCGUCCGUGCGGAUGAUGCCGACCUCCCCGCCAAGGCCCGGGCGGCUGAGCUCAAGACCUGGAAGUCCACUGAGCACAACAUGGGCCUGGCCUUCCCCAGAGAGACCUACCGGCAGCUGGCCGCCUGCGCCGAGGCCUUCUGCACCUACGACGAUUACAAUUGGGACUGGACCUUGCAGCACCUGACCGUGGGGUGCCUGCCCCGCUUCUGGAAGGUGCUGCUGCCCCAAAUGCCACGCGUCUUCCACACCGGAGGGGACUGCGGCAUGCACCACAACAAGAAGAAGGACGACAAGGCCUCUCCCGCUUGCCACCCAGCUGCACAGAUCCACAAAGUGGAGGUCCUCCUGGCCGCACACCGGAGAUCCCUCUUCCCAGAGGCCAUGGCCCUCAGCAAGCGCUUCCCGCUGGCCCCGCUCAGCCCCCACGUCAAGAACGGCGGCUGGGGGGACAUCCGCGACCACGAACUCUGCAAGAGCUACCGGCGGUUGCAGUGAGGAAAGGGAUCGAGAGGGCCACUGCUGUCAUCGCCAAAGCCAGGCCUGUGAUAAUGAUACGACCAAGACCAGGCAGCCUCGUCUUGUGAUUGUUAUUAUGGCGGAACCGGUCAUUAAACAAGAGAGAGAAAAAGGGGAAA
Molecule: messenger RNA, 1810 nt
Organism: Anolis carolinensis (green anole)
Lineage: Eukaryota; Metazoa; Chordata; Lepidosauria; Squamata; Anolidae
Gene: mgat2
Product: alpha-1,6-mannosyl-glycoprotein 2-beta-N-acetylglucosaminyltransferase
Exons: 1
Coding region: 282-1670 (462 amino acids)
Biological process (GO): protein N-linked glycosylation; oligosaccharide biosynthetic process
Cellular component (GO): Golgi stack; Golgi membrane
Molecular function (GO): alpha-1,6-mannosylglycoprotein 2-beta-N-acetylglucosaminyltransferase activity
Source: RefSeq, a predicted model, not a curated record